CGCUCAUACAACGUUUCCGGAAUGAAACGUUUGGCAUAGUCGUCGUGCCAAAAUGAAAUGUAACUUCGCUAUUGUCAAUUUUGCACCGAACAAAUCGUGUGGAAAUUCUUUUAAAAGUAUCGUGCGCGGGUUUCACGCGCUAAAGUGAUGGGAUAAAAUAAGCCACGAGGGAGACGAGUUUCGAAUUUCGGCCCAGCAAGAAUGCAAGACAAGUCAAAAUGAACUUAUGAAGAAUAAAAAAAAAGAUUCUUUCCUUGUUGGAGAUUUGAUACUGUAACACAAUGCCCAGUUUUCCGGUGGAUACGCUGUACGUUUUGAAGGAGCGGAUUAGGGGCUUUUUGCCACAGCGUCAAUACGAGGACUUCGAAUCUGGAUAUGAAAAAGAAGGAGAUUUUCCACGAUACGCUGAUCUGGAUGGAGCUCCGGCGGCGCAAUUCGGUAGACUUGAUUCGGAAGACUCGAUGCCCAUGCCAGAAAGGCCCCCGUUACGACCCAUAGACAAAUACAUCAAACCAGAAUGCCCUUGUUUGUCUAAAAGAUACACAGUAGCUGUUUUAACAUGUCUAGGUUUCAUUAUUUCAUUUGGUAUGAGGUGUAAUAUGGGAAUGGCGAAAUUACAGCAAGACACUGGGGGUAAUUACUCAACGUAUGCAAAUCACAGGCUAUUCAACUGGUCAGUAGCAACAACUAGUGCGGUAGAUUCAUCAUUCUUUUGGGGUUACCUCGUGACACAGCUUCCAGGCGGGUUCUUGGCUUCCAUGUUUCCGGCCAAUAGGAUCUUUGGUUCUGCAAUCGUGGCAUCUGCUUGCUUGAAUAUGCUCGUUCCUGGGGUUAGCAGCGAUUCGAAUUUAUUAAUCGUUGUUCGCAUAUUUCAAGGAUUGGUCGAGGGUGUUACAUAUCCAGCGUGUCAUGGUAUUUGGCGACAUUGGGCACCUCCGUUAGAACGUUCUAGAUUAGCAACCUUAGCUUUGUGUGGAUCUUACGCUGGUAUCGUUAUAGGAAUGCCAUUAUCAGGCAUGUUGAUGAAGUACGUCAGUUACGGGGCUCCGUUUUACUUUUACGGUUUAAUGGGAGUCGUAUGGUUCACAUGUUGGAACUGGUUGAUAUUUGAGAAACCAAGUAAACAUCCUACGAUAUCGGUUCGAGAAUUGACCUACAUCGAAAAAUCACUCGGACAAACGAUCCAAAUGCCUAUGCCAACGAUGUCAACAACACCUUGGAAUGAGUUCAUACACUCGAUGCCCGUAUACGCCAUCAUAGUAGCCAAUUUUUGUCGAUCUUUUAAUUUUUACCUUUUAGUGAUGUACCAAGCGUUAUAUUUCAAACAGAAAUUCAAACUAACCGUAGCCGAGACCGGUUUUGUCGGAGCGCUUCCACAUUUAUUUAUGACGACGAUUGUUCCAAGUGGCGGUUUAUUGGCCGAUCAUUUACGUAAAAAGGGUAUCUUGUCGACGACGAUGGUUCGAAAAAUAUUCAACUGCGGAGGUUUCGGAGGCGAGGCGUUUUUCUUUUUAGUCGUAGCUUUUUCCAAUGACCAGUUCACCUCUGUUAUGGCUUUAACUUUCGGAGUAGCUUGUAGCGGAUUCGCCAUAUCUGGCUUUAACGUCAACCACUUGGAUAUAGCUCCGCAAUACGCCAGUAUUUUGAUGGGUAUAUCGAACGGAAUCGGUACAACGGCUGGAUUCAUCCUGCCUCCAGUUGUCGACUAUAUCAUUAGCGAUACUGAUCCUACUCAUUGGAAAACUGUCUUCUUGUUGGCUGCGAUGGUGCAUUUUUGCGGUAUCACGUUUUAUGGUACUUUUGCUUCGGGUGAAUUACAACCUUGGGCUGAAUCUAAAGGUAAAGAACAAAACCAAAUGGAAGAAUUCACCAACGGCGGUGCUCCUCCACCUUACGACGAAUUUACCAGAAAAACCAUCAGAGUUGUGAAAUACGGAUCUAUGGAACAAAACGAGCCCGCAUACUAUUCCAGACAAAUGUCCGAAGAUCGAGUUCAGCCUCCUUCCGAAGAUCAAUACAUGAAUGAAGAUAGGAAUCUGGAAGGAGAUAGAUCCGCAUCAACGAACCCAUUUCGUUAACUAACCAAAAAUCUUAUUUGUUUUUUUGUUUGUUUUAAUUAUUCUACCAUAUUAACGGUCUCAAAUAAUAUUUUAUCAUUGUAUUAAUUAUUGCAAAAAAACAUUGUGUUACCAUGUGAAUAUGUUGCCUCACGAGCGACGUAAAUUUCUCGAAUCUUAUUUUUUUUUUUUAUAAGUAUCGCGUAUUUAUUACAUAAGCAAUUUGUUGUUAUUUUUUUCCCCGUUGUCUCGUAUACUACGAUCUUUAUUUUCGUUAUUCGUUUCUUUAUUGUUAAGUAUAUUUGUGGUAGUAUUUACUACGUCGAGAUCUACAAUGGCCAAAAAGAAGUGAAACAUUGGCCUAAAAUUACCUAUACCUACCUAUAUCUUUUAUUGAGUUUUCAAAGAUGCAAGUUGAAGGAGAAUUUUAAGUAUUUUUGUAUCGUACGAUAAUUUUAAAAUUUUACAUAGGUAUUUACUCAUUAACCAUUUCGUAAAUCCGCCCAUUCUAUAAAUGAAAAACAUUGAUUUUAAUUCAAUUAUUAUUAGGGAAUUAUUUUAUUUGUUUGAGGAUCGAAAUUUGGAAGGUACAGUAAUACAAUAUUUUUUUUCCAUUUGACGGUCGAAUGUUUAUAAGGUUUAAAUUCAUCAUUUUCUUACGUAAUAAAACAGUUGGCUAAUGAAGUUUUUCAGGACUGAUUUGAGUCAUUCCACCUGAAUUUGACCAACUUUUUUGAGUCAUGUCCUUCGACUACCCACCCAAUAAGUAAGAAAUUCGCAAUCAGUUUGGUCCCGGCCUCCUCAAGGGAUGGGAGGCGGGGGAGGGGGCUUCCAUUAUUUUUACAUUGUCUCGAGGUACUCAACUUCAGCAGCACAUUCCUCCAAAGCUAUGAUACUUCGAUCAAAACUGAUUUCACAGUUAGAAAGGGCAUUGCUUUCUAAACUUUUUAAGCAUUUUGAAAUUUUCAAAAGUUGAAAGUUGAACUUUAAAAUUGAAAAUUCAAAUUUCAAAAUGACGCUGUAAGUGAGAGCUACCAUAUAAAAUUAUGAAAAAAUUCAUAUAGACGUAUUUUUUGAUGCUUUUUUGAAAUAUUUAAUUUUCGAGAUGGAAUCUUUUAAUGGAUGGGGAGCACCCCCUCCUCCAAAUUUGGGCAAAAAUUUCAAAAAAAAUCUGGAGCAUGUGAUAUAUUGAAUUGAAUGUUUUUAGUGACGCUGAACACGAAUAUGACGUCAGAUUUUUCAUUGGGCCUCAUCCACGGCCCCCAGCACCUCCCCAAAGGGGAUAAAAGUCAAAAAAAUGGUUUCAUUCGUGUGACAUAUCGUCACCCUAAUACGUAAAGUAUCUAACUCCAUUUUUUCUCAAAAAUGAGUUAUGAACACCAUCUGAAUGGUGAACACUUCAUAUGGAACUUCCGACCUUAAAAACUACUUUAGGCGAAUUCAUUGGUGUACAAUUCGCGUUCGAAGUCAGGAAAAUUAUCUAACUCCACUAAAGGAUAACGCACUGUUUAUUUAGCUACGUGAAACUGUUUCAUUUUUACGUUAAAUGAAAAUGAGUUAUAAACACCAUGUGAAAGGUGGACACUUCGUAUGGAACUUCCGAUGUUGAAAAUUACUUCAGGUGAAUUCAUUGGUGUACCAUCCACGUUUGAAUUCGAGAAAACUAUCUAACUCCACUCAAAGUGGCUUAAAAGGUGUCAGGUGAAAAAAAUUUUUACCAGAAUUUUUUUUUUACUAUAAUAAAUAACCUUAACUAUGUAACACCCAUCAAUAGUUGAUAAUGCUGUUUUUCGCAUUUCCUGAACAAUUUACAAAAAUGGAGUUAGAUAUUUUACGUAUUAGGGUGAUGAUAUGGAAUAGUAUGUUUUUGAUAUCUCUGAACACGAAUAUAGCCUUGGUUUUUCAAAUUGACCUCAUCCAUGGCCCCCAGAACCUCUCCAAAUAGGUAAAAGUCCAACAAAUAGGAACUGAUUUCCAUAUAUGAAGUCCAAUAAAAAAUCUGACAUCAUAUUUGAGUUCAGCGUCACCAAAAACAUACUAUUUCAUAUGUCGCACGAACAAAACACUUUUUUUACCCCAUUUGGGGAGGCGCUGGGGGCCGUGGAUGGGGUCCAAUCGAAAAUCUGAUGUCAUAUUCGUGUUCGGCGUCUCCAAAAACAUACAAUUCGAUAUAUCACAUGCCCCAGAUUUUUUUUUUGAAAGUUUUGCCCAAAUUUGAGUGAAGGGGGUCCUCCCCUUCGAUUAAAAGAUCCCAUCUUGAAAAUUGAUUAUUUCAAAAAGGCAUCUAUGGAAUUUUUUUCAGAAUUUUAUAUAGUAGCUUCCACUUACAGCGGCAUUUUGAACUCCCCCACCUGCCCCUAAGGGAACUGGGUUCCUUAAUAAUUGGGUGGGUAGACAUUGAAAAAAAAUUGAGCGAAAUCGAAAGACAUGAUUUUCAGAAUCGCAUUUUUUUGAUCGAAUUGACAUGGAAUGACCCAUUUGCUGUUCUCAACAAUUGCGAAUACUUUUCGUAGUUUUCAAAUAUCUGCGGACCUUUCAAUUGUUUCAUAAACUUUUUUUAUAAUUACUUUACAAAGAACCGUUUGUCUUCGCUACUUACAUAUAGAAUAAAUAAUUGAAUAAUAUUAACAAAACCUAUGUUCUGUUGAAAAAAAAAUAGUAAACUUCAAGUUGAAAUAUACCACGCGAUUUUUCCUCUUCAUCCUAAUGAUUUGAUAGGAAAUAUUGCACUCCCCCUCCCCCCAUUGAUCCUCAGAGACAACUUUUUUGAAAAGGAGGACAUCUUAAGGAUAAUUUUAAAAUAAACCAGCCUAUCACCAGCCAAAAUGUUAACCGCUAUAGUGCAUUUUUAGAUUUUUGGUGAAUUUUUGAAAAUCAAAUUUAGGCCAAAAACGAGAAAAAAAAAUCAAAAUUUCACCAAAUUGACCUGGAAAGCUGAAAUGUGGUUUUAUCCUCAUUUUCGACCUGUGAAAUCGAUUGGAAUUGGUUUCAAACCGUUUUGAGCAGUUCUGGUGCCUCCAUCAGUUUUUUGAAACUUGAUUUCCUCAAAAUCUCAUGAAGUUGGAAAUUCGAAAUUCACGCUGAACUCCAACUUACACACGCUGUUGAAUCGACUUCUGACGAGUUUGAGUCAUUUUGAAGCUUCCAGAGACUUUAUGGAAAUUCCUGGAGCCUCCAGCAACUUUUCAGAAACUCCAGUUUUCCACGAAACGCCAUUAAAUGUGUCUUCAACUCCAUUUGUUGAAAUUUUGUGAAAAAUUCACGUUUCUAAAAUCUACUGGAGGCUCCAGGAAUUCGCAGAAAGUAUCUGGAGGCUCCAAAAUGACUUCAACCCAGCUCGAGUCGACAUUGAUAGGGCGUUAAAAUAAGAAGAGUGUGGAGCGAAUCUCGUCCAACUUCAUUUGGAAAAAUUUUGUGGAAAUUUCAUGUUUAAGAAAUCUGCAGGAGGUUUCAAAACUGCUCAUAACGGUUCGAAAUCGUUUCCAAUCGAUUUAGCAGGUCAAAAGUAGGGUAUAAUCCAAAAUUUAAGCUUUGUAGGUCAAUUUGGUAAGAUUUUGAUUUUUUUCGAAUUUCUCAUUUUUGGUCCAAAAUUUAAUUUUUAAAAAUUGACUAAAAAUCGAACAGUUUGCACUCGAAAUUUUGGCUGUCACGUCAAAUGUCAAAAUUUUUGAUACACUUUCUGAUUAGAAAUUUUUUACCAUUAGUUUUAGAUACCUAUUUGCUUUUGAUUUUUUUCUAAUUUCUCAUUUUUUGUCCAAAAUUUAAUUUUUAAAAAUUGUCCAAAAAUCGAAAAUUGCAGUUUGCAUUUGAAAUUUUGGCUGUCACGUCGUCAAAUAUCAAAAUUUUUGAUACACCUUCUGAUUAGAAAUUUUUUACCAUUAGUUUUAGAUACCUAUUUGCUUAGUUGCGUGUAGGAUUUCUAGGUUAUAGAAAGAAAUAAUAAUAAUUUUAAGUAGGUAUUGUUAAAAUUGUAUCCUUUAAGCGUAUUUAAUUUUAAUUAAGAUUGUGUGAGAGGAUUUCUCGGCUGUGCAGACAAUAAUUAAUUAAGGACUUUUGCGAGCCCAUUCGCAUAUCAUUAAGUUGAUGUUGCUUUUAUUUUGUUUCGUUUUGUUUUUUGAAUUUGUUAAUUUUUAUGUACCUACCUAAUUCUUCAUCUUGUUUAUCAAGUCUUCGUCUCGAAGGCUUAUAAUUUUAAGUAUAUGAAAAUUUGUAAAAAUAUAUAUUUUUAGAAACUUUAAUCAAUUACUUAUUCUAUAUUAACCUUACCAGUUUACUCUUGAAAUUAGGUUAGAUAAGAAUCGCUUUCUUUAUAGUCAAAUUUCUAAGCGAAUGCUCAAACCUAUUUAAAUUUCAUUGAGCAAUAAAUAAUCUAUUUAUUUUGUAUUUAUCGAUUUUAUUAAGUAUAGGUAAUUUUCGUUUUAGGUAGCGUUUUUAUUGUAUAUUUUACAUUAUAUUUUUAAGCUGUAAGUAAGAAUUCGAUUUGAAUAUUUUAUCGUCGAAUUUGUAAUUCUUAUGUCAAUUUGAAUCGUUAUUACGAGGAGAUUCUUUUCUAUCAUUUCAAUUAGAUUCUGUUACUUAUUACAGCGAAUAUUGCUGUAUAAAUAUAGAACUUUAUAGUGGUAGGUAGUGUUAUGAGAGCGUUGUCAAUUUUGAUUUUUUUUUCGGCUUGAUUUUUCUUUUUUGUUUUUCUGUUAUUUAUUGAAUAAUCUAUACCAGUUUACUUAUAUCUUGUUACGUGUAUAGUUUUUACUAUAAAAGACUAUUAAGUUAUAUUUCACUUCUUAUUAAUUAUUUACCUAAUCGAAAGCAUGUAUAUUUUUUAAUAAUUCCGUUUUAACGUACGAGUAUUUUAUUGUAAAGAUAAUGUAGGGGUAUUCAAUAAACGUGGUUUCAUUUGAAUGUAUGAUAAUCGUGCCGUGUGUUUUUUAUUUCAUUUUAUUGGUAUGUACUUAUAGGUAUUGUGUUGUUUUAUUCGUGUAAAAGCCAUGAUUGGUAGUAUGUAUUUGUCUUUAAAAGUAAACUGGUGUACUCUGAAA
Planococcus citri (citrus mealybug) is the source of this 7093-nucleotide messenger RNA. It is a transcript of the gene VGlut, whose product is annotated as Vesicular glutamate transporter. Gene Ontology annotation, cellular component: synaptic vesicle membrane; excitatory synapse. Gene Ontology annotation, molecular function: neurotransmitter transmembrane transporter activity; L-glutamate transmembrane transporter activity. Gene Ontology annotation, biological process: neurotransmitter loading into synaptic vesicle; transmembrane transport; synaptic transmission, glutamatergic. Lineage: Eukaryota; Metazoa; Arthropoda; Insecta; Hemiptera; Pseudococcidae. Bases 282 to 2078 code for a protein of 598 amino acids. The transcript has 12 exons. The record is from RefSeq and is a predicted model, not a curated record.